AUGUCUUUUCGUGCCUCUCACAGAGAAGCAAACCCGGCGGAUCUGACUUAUCCCAGAUGGUUCGGCGGCUCUGCUUCAUGCUUCGCGGUGGUACUUUCACAUCCUUUCGAUCUUAUCAAAGUUCGCAUGCAGACGGUAUCAAAUGGUGCCAAAGAGGGCUUCAUUCAGACUGGACUCCACAUUAUCCAACGAGAGGGAACUAGAGGCCUAUACCAUGUAACAUAUGGAACGUCUCGAAUUGCUCUCUAUGAAGAGAUGAAAACGGCCGCAAAAAAAGCAGACCAGCCUCUCACAGUUCCAACGUUAGCUAUAAUGGCCGCAGCCUCAGGAUUCACCGGGGCUAUCUUCGGCACGCCGUCAGAUAUCGCCAACGUGAGGAUGCAAAACGAUCGCUCACUAGCGGUUCAAAACCGUCGAAAUUACAAAAAUGUAUUCGACGCAUGGAUCCAGAUGAAGCGCCAUGAAGGUUGGAGGUCCUUCGCUCAAGGACUUUGGCCGAACUGUUUCCGUUCCGGGAUUAUGACAGCAAGCCAGCUGGCUUCCUACGAUGCUUUCAAAAGAUUGCUGCAAAGGUUCAGCAAGACAGAAGAAGAGAGGCCUUCAAUUCACUUUGCUGCGUCAGUGCUGGCUAGUUUCGUUGCGACAUCCAUCUCGAGUCCCAUGGAUGUGAUAAGAACCCAGUUGAUGAGUUCCUCACAGAAGAGAUCGGUCUUCAACAUUGUGAGGCAGCUUUUGCACGACGAGGGCUUUCGGUGGCUAUUCCGGGGCUGGACCCCGAGUUUUGUUCGAUUGGGUCCUCAGACAAUCGCUACAUUGGUCAUGCUAGAACAACACAAGCGUAUAUAUCGGUUGAUCAAGGCAGGAGAGUACUAG
Messenger RNA from Penicillium verhagenii, 873 nucleotides. RefSeq lists its product as uncharacterized. Gene Ontology annotation, biological process: oxaloacetate transport; thiosulfate transport; phosphate ion transmembrane transport. The transcript has 3 exons. NCBI's taxonomy places the organism in Eukaryota, Fungi, Ascomycota, Eurotiomycetes, Eurotiales, Aspergillaceae. Gene Ontology annotation, molecular function: antiporter activity; sulfate transmembrane transporter activity; succinate transmembrane transporter activity. The record is from RefSeq and is a predicted model, not a curated record. Bases 1 to 873 code for a protein of 290 amino acids.